GACUUUUCGAGAAGACCCGCAUAGAGCACGUUGUUCUCGGCCUCUCCCUGAGCUCGGCCGGCCAUGGCGGCGGUGAAGAGCCUAAACCCUAAAGCCGAGGUGGCCCGGGCGCAGGCAGCGUUGGCCGUGAACAUCAGCGCGGCACGGGGCCUGCAGGAUGUACUGAGGACCAACUUGGGGCCGAAGGGCACCAUGAAGAUGCUUGUUUCUGGUGCUGGAGACAUCAAGCUUACUAAAGAUGGCAAUGUGCUGCUUCACGAAAUGCAAAUUCAACACCCAACAGCUUCUUUAAUAGCAAAAGUAGCUACAGCCCAGGAUGACAUAACUGGUGAUGGUACUACAUCCAAUGUCCUUAUCAUUGGGGAGCUGCUAAAACAGGCAGAUCUCUACAUUUCUGAGGGUCUUCAUCCCAGGAUAAUAACUGAAGGUUUUGAAGCUGCAAAGGAAAAGGCACUCCAGUUUUUGGAACAAGUCAAAGUAAGCAGAGAGAUGGACAGAGAAACACUCAUCGAUGUGGCCAGAACAUCUCUUCGAACUAAAGUUCAUGCUGAACUCGCAGAUGUCUUAACAGAGGCUGUAGUGGAUUCCGUUUUGUCCAUUAAGAAAACAAAUGAACCCAUUGACCUCUUCAUGGUUGAGAUCAUGGAGAUGAAACAUAAAUCUGAAACUGAUACAAGCUUAAUCAGGGGACUUGUUUUGGAUCAUGGAGCACGGCAUCCUGAUAUGAAGAAAAGAGUAGAAAAUGCCUACAUCCUCACGUGCAACGUGUCCUUAGAAUAUGAGAAAACAGAAGUGAAUUCUGGGUUUUUUUACAAGAGUGCCGAAGAGCGAGAAAAACUAGUAAAGGCUGAAAGAAAAUUCAUUGAAGAUAGAGUUAAAAAGAUAAUAGAACUGAAAAAGAAUGUCUGUGGUGAUUCAGAUAAAGGAUUUGUCGUUAUUAACCAAAAGGGGAUUGACCCCUUUUCCUUGGAUGCACUUGCAAAAGAAGGCAUCGUUGCUCUGCGCAGGGCCAAGAGGAGAAACAUGGAGAGGCUGACACUUGCUUGUGGCGGUAUAGCUCUGAAUUCCUUAGAUGACCUGAAUCCUGACUGUUUGGGGCAUGCAGGUCUUGUCUAUGAGUAUACAUUGGGCGAAGAGAAGUUCACCUUUAUUGAGAAAUGUAACAAUCCCCGUUCUGUCACAUUACUGGUUAAAGGACCAAACAAGCACACACUGACUCAAAUCAAAGAUGCAAUAAGAGAUGGCUUGAGGGCCGUCAAAAAUGCUAUCGAUGAUGGCUGUGUUGUCCCAGGCGCUGGUGCAAUAGAAGUGGCAAUGGCAGAAGCUCUGAUUAAAUACAAGCCCAGCGUGAAAGGCAGGGCUCAGCUGGGAGUCCAGGCAUUUGCAGAUGCCUUGCUCAUUAUUCCCAAGGUUCUUGCACAGAACUCUGGUUUUGACCUUCAGGAAACAUUAGUUAAAGUUCAAGCUGAACAUUCAGAAUCGGGUCAACUUGUCGGUGUGGACUUGAACACAGGUGAGCCAAUGGUGGCAGCAGAGAUGGGUGUGUGGGAUAACUACUGUGUCAAGAAGCAGCUGCUUCACUCCUGUACUGUGAUCGCCACCAACAUUCUCCUGGUUGAUGAGAUCAUGAGAGCGGGGAUGUCCUCUCUGAAAGGCUGAGGAAGUCCCUUGUCACUGCAUCUGUAAUAAUACAGAAUGGUGUGGGAAAAUGGUCAUUUUUGUCCAAGUGAUUUGGAAAAGAAUUUCCUCUUUCCGGUUGAAGAAAAGGAACAAGACAUUUGGCACCUAUUCAAAUUACAAUACUGUAAAAAAAAAAAUUUUCAUUCACUGAGUGUAUGCAUAUGCUCAAAAAGUGGGCCCUUUUUAACCCACUGAAAAACAUGUUUUAACUACAUUGACACAAAAAUUACAUAUUAAGAUGAGUGUGUUGUCUACCUUGUUCCUUAAAUGUUCUUCAAAAAAAUUGUAAUGGUUUUUUUUUAACAGCAUGGUGGUGCUUGCCUCUAAGCCUAGCACUUUGGAAAAGAGGUUCAGAAGUUCUGCUCCAACUCAGGAUACAGGAGACACCCCCCCCCCCACUCAAAAGAAUCAUUUUCCCCCUCGUGGUUGUAUUUUAAAUUAGCCAACUAACUCCCUGUUAAACAUGUAAGAUUCUUGCCAGUGCAGAACACAUCUGGGUAAUUUAUGGUUUUCAUAGUGUCUAAUAAAUACUUAAAAGUAUUGAUCGUUCACACUUUGAAAUAACUGGGGCUGGAGAGAUGUCUCAGAGGUGUAGAGCACUGACUGCUCUUCCAGAAGUCCUGAGUUCAAUUCUUAGCAACCACAUGGUGGCUCACAACGCAUCUAUAAUGAGAUCAGGUGCCCUCUUCUGGCCUGCAGGCAUAAGUGUAGGCAGAUCACUAUAUACAUAAUAAAUCCUUUUGUAAAAAAAUUAAUAACUGCUAAAAAAAAAAAAAUGCUUCCCUGGAAAAGCUAAGUUGAGGUAUUCAGAUGGAGGCUGGGGCGGGAGGAUCACAAUUCUGAAGGCCAACCCCUCCCAGCAUGAGGACACAAGAGGUGGGAACAUGCAAGUUGACAGCCAAAAGAAAGAUGGCUGAAUAAGGGCUUGUGAAAAACAAUCUCUAGUCGACUUCCAAACCUUAAACUUUAUGCUUUUACAUCAUAACUAUCACAAUCUUUGUUAUCGUUUUCUCACGUAAAUACUCUUGGUUUCCGUGUAUUUGUUUUAUGUGCGUUGGAUAAUAAUGACAUCUUCCCCAAGUGGAGUGUUGGGGGGGCUCCUCAGUAUUCUACAGUGAGUCAAAUAAAAAGUUGAAACCUGUG
Molecule: messenger RNA, 2823 nt
Organism: Cricetulus griseus (Chinese hamster)
Lineage: Eukaryota; Metazoa; Chordata; Mammalia; Rodentia; Cricetidae
Source: RefSeq, a predicted model, not a curated record